Messenger RNA from Pelodiscus sinensis (Chinese soft-shelled turtle), 1656 nucleotides. The record is from RefSeq and is a predicted model, not a curated record. Lineage: Eukaryota; Metazoa; Chordata; Testudines; Trionychidae.
AUGUCAGUAACUCAGCCAGACCCUUUGUCACUGGCCAACGUGAGUGUGACCCGUGGACCAGGCCCCCGGGGGCUGCGCGUGGGCUGGACGGAGUCGGGCGGGGCGAGAGACCACUGGGUGCUGCUCUACGCGGGGGACUCUCCGUCCAUCAUCAGGAACGUGUCCGUGCAGCGGGGCGCUGCGCAUCUCGACCUGGACGGCCUGGAGCCGGGGGCGCCGUACCGGGCGGAGGUCGUCUCGCAGGCCGGGCCCCACCGCAGCUCCUCCCAGGCAGUCCUCGGCUACACAGCCCCGCUGCCGCCGCUGGCACCUGCAGCGCUGGCUGUGGGCAGGGCGGCCCCUGCCGGACAGCGAGACGCCUACCUGCUCCGCGUGCAGGAGGAGGGCUCCCUGGCAGCCGGGAGACAGGUGACCGUGGGGCAGGACAGCACCAACGUCUCCCUGGCAGGGCUGGCCCCGGGGACUUGCUACCACGUGGGGAUCUCGGCACUCGCUGGACCCUACAGCUCGGAGCCCCAGAACGCCAGCGGCUGUACGGUCCCGGCAGCUCCUGCCAACGUGAGCCUCAGCAACUUGGACAGCUCCUCGAUGCUGCGUGCCGCCUGGGACGAGCCCCCGGGGUGCAGGGACCACUACCGGGUUAUUCUGCACAGCCUCACGCCCCCAGGCACGGAGACAGCCCAGUCGCUGGGGCCCGACAUCCAGGGCAUCACCUGGACUCGCUUGGCAGCCGGCAGCCGAUUCACUGUUCAGGUCACCGCCAUGAAAGGGCCCUACGAAUCCUCCUCCGUCAACGUCACCCAGUGGACGUACCCCCUGGCGCCUGCCAACCUCACCUUGGCCAGCCCCUCUGCCUCCGCCCUGCAGGCCUCGUGGGCAGCAGCGGAGGGGGGAGGAGAGGGCCACGCCGUGGAUCUGUACAGCGCCUCCUCCGGCGCACACCUCCGCCACGUCUGGCUCCCCUGGGGCGCUAGGAACCACACCUUCCGGAGCCUGGCCCCGGGCACCCGCUACCGCGUGGGCGUGAGCACCACCGCCGGGCCGUACCACGCCAGCACCCCCAACCUCACCCACUGGACACGCCCUCUGGCCCCUCUGGCCGUACGUCUGUCAAACCGGGGGCACCCCGACAGGCUGAGCGCGGCCUGGGAAGCAGCCGCCGGGGGCCGGGAGGGCUACGCGCUGAGCCUGUCCCAGGCGGGAUCGGGCGCUGUGGCAGCCAGGGCCGUGGCAAGGCAGGAUGCCCACGGUUUCACCUUCACCGCGCUGACGGCCGGGUCCCUGCACACGCUGGAGGUCGUCUCCGUCGCUGGGCCCUACCGGGCAGCAGGCACCACCGCCCGCGGCUGGACCCACCCCCUGCCACCCCUGAACGUGUCCCUGAGGAAUGAGGGGCGCCCCGACCGGCUGAGUGCAUCCUGGGGAGCCGCGGCGGGGGGCCGGGAUGGCUACACGCUGACGCUGUGCCACGCCGGAUCGGGCGCUGUGGCGGCGAGGGCCUCUCUGGGGAAAGACGCCCACAAUUUCACCUUUGCGGACCUGGCCCCGGGAAGCCGGUACCUGCUGCAGGCGGGCCCCCCCGGCGGGGCCCCCGCGAGGAGGCCAGGAGAUGUGACUGUGGGGCCCAAGAAGCGUGCCUGGGCCUUAAGCUCCUAA